UGUAGCCCGGUUGGGGCCUAGGUCCCAGGCGCGCCCUCAGCCCUCAGAAAUGAGCCACCAGACUGCUACCUCGUUACCCACUGGGACCUCCACGUGCACACCGUCGGAGAGGGUGUCCACCCUCACGGGCAACACUGCGUCCAACAGUGACCUGGCCAGUCUCUUUGAGUGUCCUGUCUGCUUUGACUAUGCGUUGCCACCCAUUCGUCAGUGUCAGAGCGGCCAUCUUGUCUGUAGCAACUGUCGCCCAAAGCUCAAGUGUUGUCCAACCUGCCGGGGCCCCUUGGGAUCCAUUCGCAACUUGGCGAUGGACAAAGUGGCCAAUUCGGUACUUUUCCCUUGUAAAUACGCCUCUUUCGGGUGUGAGAUCACUCUCCCCCACACGGAAAAAGCAGACCAUGAGGAGCUCUGCGAGUUCCAGCCUUACGCCUGCCCCUCCCCCGGCUCGUCCUGUAAGUGGCAGGGCUCCCUGGAUGCCGUGAUGCCUCACCUGACGCAUAAGCACAAGUCCAUCACCACCUUGCAGGGGGAGGACAUAGUGUUCCUCGCCACGGACAUCAAUCUCCCCGGGGCAGUGGGCUGGGUGAUGAUGCAGUACUGCUUCGGCUUCCACUUCAUGCUGUACUUGGAGAAGCAGGAGAAGUACUACGGGCACCAGCACUUCUUCGCAAUUGUCCAGCUGAUAGGAACACGCAAGCAGGCGGAAAAUUUUGCUUAUCGACUCCAGCUAAAUGGUCCUAAUCGGCGAUUGACUUGGGAAGCUAUUCCCCGAUCUAUUCAUGAGGGAAUCGAAACGGCCAUUAGGAAUAGCGACUGUCUCAUCUUUGACACCAGCAUCGCACAGCUUUUUGCAAAAAAUGGCAAUCUAGGCAUCAAUGUCACUAUUUGCAUGGGUUAAAGUGGCGAUCAAACGUUUUCUGGCCAGUGUUUAAAACCAUUGCGUUCAACUUCACAGAAAAUAGGCCCCCUCCGCCUGCCCCCCGAGACUUUUGGUAGGUGGAGCUAGUCACAUGAAGGGAAAUAAAUGGAAAGGCUGUUAAAUACAGGAAACGGUUGCAUGUUGUAACACUAAUAUAUUUAAAAUAAGUCAGCAGUAAACCACUGAAAAAAUAUAUAUAUACACCCAAGAUGGGCAUCUUUUGUAUUAAGAAAGAAAACAUUGUAAAAUAAUUCUGAAUUUGUGUUUGUUGUAGGUUGAGUGUACUGUUGAGAAAUACUGGGUUUUUGUUUCUGCGUGUGCGUGUGCUUGGGUUUUUUUUCCUUUAACUGACAAGCCAUGUUGAGUGGUCUUGGGCCACUGCUUCCCCUCUUUUGAGUCAAUACAUAGUGCUGCUGUGUGUGUAUAUAUUUUUUGUGUGUAUUUGCUAAUUUUUAUUCUUGUUUUUCAUUAAAUAAAUUUGACUUUCUUUUCUGUAAUUCAAGCUUUUCCCAUUUUUUUUGUACCUUUUUAAAGUUACUGGUUUUUUGAUAUGCAUAAUUUGUUUAUGGUAAAGUUUAUACAUGUGUGUUCCAUACAUGUUUUUUCUCCCCAUUAAUCAGUUCAUUAGAAAUACUUUAUAUUCAGCCUCUUGUGAAGACACAAGUUCCAGAAAGGAGAGGUAACAUCGGAAGAAAGAUCAGAAGCUACUUAAAACAGCUAGAAG
Myotis daubentonii (Daubenton's bat) is the source of this 1643-nucleotide messenger RNA. RefSeq names its product E3 ubiquitin-protein ligase SIAH1-like. The record is from RefSeq and is a predicted model, not a curated record. Gene Ontology annotation, biological process: multicellular organism development; proteasome-mediated ubiquitin-dependent protein catabolic process. Gene Ontology annotation, cellular component: cytoplasm. Gene Ontology annotation, molecular function: ubiquitin protein ligase activity; zinc ion binding; ubiquitin conjugating enzyme binding. NCBI's taxonomy places the organism in Eukaryota, Metazoa, Chordata, Mammalia, Chiroptera, Vespertilionidae.